Messenger RNA from Vanessa atalanta (red admiral), 1484 nucleotides. RefSeq names its product mediator of RNA polymerase II transcription subunit 8 (gene MED8). The transcript is spliced from 4 exons. The record is from RefSeq and is a predicted model, not a curated record. The coding region runs from base 292 to 1041 and encodes 249 amino acids. Gene Ontology annotation, cellular component: core mediator complex; mediator complex. Lineage: Eukaryota; Metazoa; Arthropoda; Insecta; Lepidoptera; Nymphalidae. Gene Ontology annotation, molecular function: transcription coregulator activity; RNA polymerase II cis-regulatory region sequence-specific DNA binding. Gene Ontology annotation, biological process: regulation of transcription by RNA polymerase II.
CUGACAGAUUUCUAAAUGCAACAAAGUGGAGGAUAUUAUUAUAAGUUUUUAAUAUUUUGUGCUGAUAUUCGCAAUCCUAAUAGAAAAAAAGUAAUUAAUAAAUCUUAUUUAUAGUUAGCUCAAACUUUGAUAAAUUGGCAUUAAGAUUACAAAGUAACAGUUAUAAAAAUUAUUAUUAACUAUAUAUUAUUAUUAACUAUACAUACCUCUUAAUUAAACACUUCCAAACAGUUAUGAAAUGCUAAAUUAAAAGGGUAUUUAUAAUUGAAGCUUAUAAAACUCGAUAUAACCAUGCAACGUGAAGAAAAACAAUUAGAAGCUACAUUGCAUGCCAUUUUAAAUAGAGUGAAUGAUCUUAAAUCUGCUAUACAGGGAUUAAUAGCAAAAUUAGAAACUGAAUAUGAAACAAUAAAUUGGCCUACGUUUCUUGAUAAUUAUGCUAUAUUGUCUGGGCAUUUGACUGGCUUAAGCAAAAUUCUUCAAAAUGAAUUAGCUCCAUCAUUAAGAUCAGUUGUAGUGUUGCCUUUACAACUGGGAUGUGAGCGUGAUGAGGAACUAGCAAGACUGUCAGAAGGAAGAGUGCCAGCUUGCACUCAUGACUUAGUCCCAGAUCUGCUACGUACAAAACCUGAGCCACAAGCAGAGCAAAGGUUACAGCAGUUAAACCACAAAGCUAGCACAUUAAGCUAUGAUACUGCUCAGAAACAAGUAGCCCAGUUCACAAAAGUUGUAAGCCAUGUAUGGGAAAUUAUAUCUAAAGGUCGCGAAGACUGGGAAGGAGAAUCAAUGAGAUCUGCAGGUAUACAACCAACACAUAGCAUAGCUGACACCCAUGCUUUAGUAACAGCAGUAGGAACUGGUAAAGGUCUCCGACCAGGAAUGCAACCUAUUGGACCACCUGGUGUUGGAACACCAGGGAUGGGUCAAGCUCGAGGCCCAACUCCUCAGAUGGGUCCCGCGACUCCUACCAUGCCAAAAGCACCUUCGGCAAUUAAGACCAAUAUCAAGGCUGCAAACCAAAUUCAUCCAUAUCAACGAUAACUUAUGGAAAUAUGAAAAUUAUAAUUAUCAUUAAAUAAAAUUUGUAAAGCUUAGUAAUUUUUAUUUAAAUUAGUUUUAUAAGAACUAAAAUUAUUUCGUGUCUUAACUAAAGCAAUACAAGCUCUAAUGCAAUUAUUAUAAUGUAAACAAACAAAUAAGCCAUUCAAUUUUGCACUUCAUGAAUAAUUUUUUUUAUUCAUAUUGGACAUAACAUAUAUGAUAAAAAUGAUGCAGGUUUUUUUGUACACAAUCUCUUAAUUGUAUGGGAUUAAAAAUACCGAUAUUUGUUUCUCAUAUGCAUUCUUUUUAAAAAUAAAGUAACUCUUUUUUUCUACAAAUUAUUAUCUGAAAAUUGUGUACAACAAAAUCAACACCAUUAUUUCUGACACAAUGUCAAGAAAACUUAAUUAUAAAAUUUGCAACAUAUUUCACAAAUACCAUGA